Triticum urartu is the source of this 1219-nucleotide messenger RNA. RefSeq lists its product as uncharacterized. The record is from RefSeq and is a predicted model, not a curated record. Lineage: Eukaryota; Viridiplantae; Streptophyta; Magnoliopsida; Poales; Poaceae.
CGGCGGCGGCGGCGGACACUUCCGCGGCUUCCACGACCGGGCUCGCGCUCUCGGAGGCGAGCAUCAACUGGGAGAGGUUGGACAAGACAAAGUUUCAUGUCAUUGGAGCAAUCCUAUUUACGGCCCAGCAAGGUGUUCUGCACCCAACAGCUGUUGUGAAGACUAGAAUGCAGGUUGCCGAAGGAGGACUUUCACAUAUGUCUGGCUUUGUCGUUUUUAGAAAGAUAUUGAGGAGUGAUGGCAUCCCUGGUGUUUUCAGAGGAUUUGGCACCAGUGCAGUUGGAGCUCUGCCUGGACGAAUCUUGGCUCUAACUUCACUAGAGAUCUCCAAAGAAAUGGCAUUUAAAUACUCUGAGCAUUUCGAUAUGUCCGAGGCAUCAAGGAUUGCUGUUGCUAAUGGUGUAGCAGGCUUAGUGUCAAGUACCUUUUCAAGUUCAUAUUCUGUACCCCUAGAUGUGGUUUGUCAGAGGCUCAUGGUUCAGGGAUUGCCAGGGAUGCAAACAUAUAGAGGCCCAUUUGAUGUGAUAAAUAAGGUUGUCAGGAGUGAAGGCCUCCGGGGCCUUUACCGAGGUUUUGGAAUUACCCUUUUAACUCAAUCACCAGCUUCUGCCCUUUGGUGGAGUUCAUAUGGUGGGGCUCAACAUGCUAUCUGGAGGAGCUUGGGCUACGGAAAUGGUACGCAGAAGAAACCCUCCCAUACAGAACUUGUUGCUGUGCAAGCAACAGCUGGAACAAUUGCUGGAGCUUGCUCAUCGAUUAUCACUACACCAAUAGAUACCAUCAAGACCCGGCUUCAGGUAAUGGACAACUAUGGCAGUGGAAGGCCAUCCGUCAUGAAGACUACCAGGCUGCUACUGCGAGAAGAAGGCUGGAGAGGUUUAUACCGAGGGUUUGGACCACGCUUUCUUAACAUGUCUCUGUGGGGUACAUCAAUGAUUGUCACAUACGAGCUAAUAAAAAGACUUUCUGUGAAACCUGAACAAUGAGCCUCUUGGCUUCUGCUCCACGUAUCUGGUCAUCAUUUCCGUUUUGGCCAUCUAGUGAAUUUCUUUUGGUACAGGGAUUGGCAUGUAACACCGGUUGGAAAUUCUUGGUGCAAGUCCCCUUAUAAAGUCUGACAUGUUUCUGUACGGAACUACCCUGUAAAUACCUCCAAGUGCUGAAGGGUGCUCGUUUCAGAUGAGACACUCGUAGAAAAAGGGCCUGUUGUCUUGGUUCG